AUGCAUGCUUUUACCAGUGGAGAUUCUUUCAAGACUAUUUCUUCUUCCUUUUGGUGGCGCGAUUUAUUAAAGGUUGGUAUUUCUACUCCGUCCCAAGAGGAUCCUUUUUCUUCCAAUUGUAGUUUUGUUGUGGGUAAUGGUUUUACUACCCCUUUUUGGGAAGUUGUUUGGUUAAAUAAUAUUUCAUUGAAGGAUUUUUUUCCGGAUCUUUUUGAGCUUUCUACUCUUAAAAAAGUGUCUGUUGCGGCUAUGGGAGGUUGGCGAGAGGAGGAAUGGGUUUGGGGUGAUUUAGGAAUUACGGAGGAGGAAGUGGUGCAAGCGGGUUUAGUAUCGGAGUUGGGGGUGCUCCGGUCCCUCCUUGAGAAUUUUGGGGGUUUGAAAGGUGGUAGAGAUUCCGUGAGUUGGAGUCUUGAGUCGGAAAAGGUGUUUUCGGUAGCUUCGUGUUACAACUGGUAUGUUUCAUUGCGUACUCCGUUUGGUCCAUCUAAAAGGUGUGAGGAGGCUUUGGAAAUUGUUUGGAAAUUGGAGGUCCCUUAUAAGAUUAAAGUUUUUGCUUGGAGGCUUUUUGUGAAUAGGCUACCCACCAAAGAUCUUUUAGUGUAUAGAGGUAUUUCUUUUGCUUCUUCUAAUUCUAGUUUAAAUUGCAUUUUUUGUAACACGCAUUUGGAAGAAAAUGAUCAUACUUUCUUUAAAUGUGUUGUGAUCAAAGUUGUUUGGAGGGAAAUUGGUGUGUGGUUGGAUUUUCCGGAUCGGAGAGAGGAGGAGGGAAUGUCUUCUUUUAUGGAAUGGUUUUUCAUCGGUUGGAGAAAGGGAAUUAAAGACGGUAAAUUGGGGGUGUUUUGGCUAGCCGUUUGUUGGAGUAUUUGGUUAACAAGAAACGGAUUUUGUUUUAGGAAUGAUAAGUGGAAUAUUAACAAUAUAGUUUGGAAUAUAAAGUUUUUGGUGUGGAGGUGGGCUUCCUAUGGCGAGAUUGCUUAUUCCAAUUGCAAUUUUUACGAUUUUUGCAAAGACCCUUUGUCUUUUAUGUCGUAA
Messenger RNA from Vicia villosa (hairy vetch), 1032 nucleotides. RefSeq lists its product as uncharacterized. NCBI's taxonomy places the organism in Eukaryota, Viridiplantae, Streptophyta, Magnoliopsida, Fabales, Fabaceae. The transcript has a single exon. The record is from RefSeq and is a predicted model, not a curated record. The coding region runs from base 1 to 1032 and encodes 343 amino acids.